AUUGCACCUGCAAAUUUCAAUAUGGUCUCCUCCAUCUCCAACCCCUCGCGUUCCUCGAACCACGACAAGGAACAGGCUCCUAAUCCAGACAGCUUUGAGCCACGUGAAAGCUCUCCUGACAUCACUCACGUGAUGGACAAGUUCCCAAAGGUUGAGGAUAAAGCUUGGUUAGCGCAGCGUCUAGGAAACGCCAUUACCAAACGACGCAUGAUUAUCCGGUAUAGACAGGCCAAGAACGCUCAACCUGCAACAGCUGAGGAUUGUGUCCCUGAUGAUAUGGCCGACCAAGUUUCAGUCUCUACGCCCACGACUUCGUUCAUCAGUUCGUCUGACGAAGCUCCGACCCAGGAUAUUCCGGACCUGGACGACUUGACGUUCAACGGGAAGAAGUUGGAAUUUAGAGAACCAGUUGAGUGCCCAUACUGCAGAACAACGCAGGUUCUGGACACCCAAUCCGAAUGGAGGCAAGUGAAGCACGUCUUAGCUGACCUUCAGCCGUAUGUUUGUACCUUCAAGAACUGCACUUCUGGUCUCUUCACCACUCAAAAGGAGUGGCUCACUCACGAGAUGACUGCACACUUGCAGCAAUGGAUCUGCACGCAUUGCAACGACGCGGAGAAACCAAAGUUCGAAACUGUGUCCAAAAUAACAGAGCAUCUCAGGGUCGCGCACAACGUGGUUGAGGAGGAUCUUACCGAGGCCUUGAAAACGAGCCAAGUGCCUCUCAAGCCUUUUGGAACCUCUUCGUGCCCUCUAUGUAACGAAUGGGAACCACCUGGUGAGGAUUCUCAAAGCGUCAAAGAAUUCUAUCAACACCUGGGAAAGCACCAGCAGGUUCUCGCUCUUGAAGCGCUGCCAAUGUCGCUGGACGGGCUGAUCCGCGAUGACGUCCGCCUACUUCAUUGUUCUCCCUGUGGCCAUGUCUGGACCUCAGACGAGAGAGAAGAACCAUGCCCGGCGUGCCAUGACAGCAAAGGAAAGCGUCUCCCCCGGCAAGUGAAGCUGUCAACACCCUUCCCUCCACUCUGGGAAGUCAAGAUAGCCCCCGACCGUAACAGGGUAUACUUUGUAGACCACAAUGAGGGUAAAACAACGUGGAUCGACCCUCGCAGCACCGAAGCGAGGAUCGUCUCCAAGACACUCAAGAUGGGACCACUUCCCGCAGGCUGGGAGCUCAGGUUGGAGGAGAAAUCAGGCCGCAUCUAUUUCGUGGACCACAAUUCAAGCACGACGACCUGGGAUGACCCGCGCGAAAAUUCGGAUGCUAAGAAGCCGGAGUUUCUGCCGGAAGGCCGGAAGAAGAGGGCGAUUAGCAGUCGCCUGUAG
Fusarium keratoplasticum is the source of this 1326-nucleotide messenger RNA. RefSeq lists its product as uncharacterized. The transcript has 3 exons. Lineage: Eukaryota; Fungi; Ascomycota; Sordariomycetes; Hypocreales; Nectriaceae. Gene Ontology annotation, molecular function: protein binding. The record is from RefSeq and is a predicted model, not a curated record. The coding region runs from base 22 to 1326 and encodes 434 amino acids.